AGGGACUGAUCUCUUUUCAUCUACUCAAAGCGCUGUUUCCUCAAGCUCAACGCAAUCCCAUCUCAAAUCUUCCUGCCGUUCGUUCCGGCAUCAUGGCACAGGACAAGACGAAGGAAGUCGUGAGAGUGAUCGAUGCACCAAUUUCCGAUGUCUGGGCAGUCAUUGCAGCUUUUGGUUCCGAAAAGCUCUGGUUCCCCAAUGUCAUCCAGUCCAGUCUCGAGGGAUUUGGUAUCGGGUCAAUUCGCACACUGACUUUCAACAACGGUCAUGUGGUCCACGAGCGAUUGGAGAUAGCCGAUCCCGAGACACACACCAUCACCUACCUGAUUCUCGACGGCGUCCCAAACACGAAAAGCCCCCGUGGAACGCUGAAAUUGACGACCAUUAGCGAUAUCCAAACACGAUUCAGUUGGUCGGGCGAAUCUGAGUGGACGGAGCCAAGCUUUAAACCGGUUCUAGCUGGAAUGUUGGACGAGAUGUUCAACGGGUGCAUGGAUGCCAUUGAGUCAAUUUUCAAGUAGCUUGAAGGAAAAGUGUUCGUGGUUUAUGAAUUAAGUUGAAGAGUGA
Messenger RNA from Colletotrichum godetiae, 567 nucleotides. RefSeq names its product bet V I allergen. The record is from RefSeq and is a predicted model, not a curated record. Lineage: Eukaryota; Fungi; Ascomycota; Sordariomycetes; Glomerellales; Glomerellaceae. Bases 93 to 521 code for a protein of 142 amino acids. The transcript has a single exon.